Messenger RNA from Contarinia nasturtii (swede midge), 7856 nucleotides. RefSeq lists its product as uncharacterized. The transcript has 7 exons. The record is from RefSeq and is a predicted model, not a curated record. Lineage: Eukaryota; Metazoa; Arthropoda; Insecta; Diptera; Cecidomyiidae. The coding region runs from base 629 to 7378 and encodes 2249 amino acids.
UUAAAAAUAAAUGCGACAAGUGAAAGAGAAAAUCGCACACAUCACACGCCUUGUCUGACAAAAUGACAGGAUUCGAGUAGAGAGAAGAAGAGAAAAAAUACAGAACGAGAAAAAAAGAGAGACCAGUUGAUUUGUCGUGUUGGUUUCAGUACCGUGAAUUCAAGCACUCCGUUUUUCAGUGUGCAAGGGUCAACAUAUCCGUUAAUUGAUCGACCUUUAUUUUGAAUAAUCAUUUCUUUGUUUGUUCUGGAAUUCGUUGGUGUUCCUCCCAACACUCUUUUAAAAAAAGUACCAAAAAUAAGUUCUUUAUUCUCCAUUCUCAAACGAGAAAAUAAUUUUUAAACAAACGAUUUUUCAUGUGACUGUGAUUCCAUAUGGAGUAUAAAAAAAACUCGCUGCAGUGCCGAAACAUAAAUAUUAAAUUGUGCCAAAUAAAGUGAUUUUGUUUGUCUCUGGGUAUUGUUUCAUAUGACACAGAAAAUGUCCCAGAUUUGAGUGAGAAAAAAGAAAAAAAAAACACUUUUUUUUAUGAAGAACAGGUGAAAUGUAUAAGUAAAUACAUAAAAUUAACGUGUGUGAUUUAAAACGAAUUUAGAACGAAAGAAAAACAAAUUAAUUUAAAAAAAAAAUGGAUAACGGUGAUCAAACAGAAACAACAGAAAAUCAGGCAUCAGCUGAACAAACGGAAUCGAACGAUACGAAAACAAGUGAUACGAUUCCUGUGACAACCGAUGAAAUAACAGAAGCAGCAACGGAAGCUGUUCAUACAGCAACGACCGCAGCAUUGAAAGUCGUAAAUGAGAAACGUGAUAAUCAAUUAAUCACCUCCAAUGUCAAAGUGCAAAUUGAUGCUGAUAUUUUUACAGCAAAUCCCAUAACCAAUAAUAAUAGUGACACAAUUGUUACGAAAGAAAGCACUGACCCUGAGCCAAAUUGUAGUAUCGAUUUGGAAACGAGUCGGAUAGAGGCUAAAAAUAGUUCGUUGCCAGCAAUAACCACAACAACAACAACAACCACAAAUCAAUCUAAACAACAUUUGGAUACGAAAAACGAUGCUGUAACGAGCAAUACGAAUGUUGGAUUGUCUAGUUUGGAUGCGGCCCUAGACAAUUUAAAUGAUCAAGUAACAAGUUUACUGGACGAAGCACAGGCUUCGAAUAUUAAAAGUGAUUCACCCGAUGCACCGCUCGAUGAAGCAUUGGCUAUAUUGAAUAGUGAAGUAUUGGGCUUGCUAAAAGAAUCACGUAAAGUACAAGACGAAUUAAAAAAAGCCAGCAACGAAACGGACAAAAAACUUGGCACAAAUUCACGGUGCGGCUCAAGCCACGGCAUUGAUCAAAAGGACGGAAAUCAAUAUUUUGAUUAUUCACUAUAUCGAGAACAAAGUCAAAGUCCACCACCACAUCCAUUGAUUACGUAUCGAUGGGAGGAUAUUCGACGGGACAAGGAAAAGGGUGGUUAUCCUUGGACUUAUUUGCAUCCACAGGACGUUGCUGAGCAAUUGAAGAAGGCAGAAAUCACCGAGAAUAAAUGUGAGAAACUAUCAAAUGCAUCAGAAAGAGGUUCAUCCGAAAUAGUAUCGGUGACACAACAUUUGGAUCAAGCGGCCGCUAUUGCCCGUCAAAUUGAACAACAAACAUUAGAAUUACCAACACCAUUACUGUCCGAUUCAAAUGCACCACCAACUGAUCUACUUUCAUUCAAUUUUGAUAACAUUGAUACACAACGCGCUAUCGAUUCAUAUAGCGUUAAAAGUUCGGUAAAAAAUUCAUCGUCUGGCAUUUUGGAGGUAUUACAGGAUCUUGAAGCCGAAGAAGAACGUGAAAAUGAGCGAAAAAAAUUAAAAUCAUCAACAACACAAUCACAACAAGACUUAUCAACAUUCAAACCAAAAGAAGAAUCAAAACGUUUUGCGUUGCGAUCAUUUUUAAAACGAAGCCAUUCGGCACCAAAAAAAGUUCAAGUUGCCAAAACUCGAGCGGACGAUUUGGAUGAACGUGAAAAAUCACCGCAACAGGUAAAGUGUUGUCAUCCAAUUGUUGAAAAAUUAAAAACAAUGGCCGACAAACAAUUGCAUAAAAAAGGCGCACCGAAAAAAACGAAAGUAACAACCAUUAAAACGCUUCCAUUGCCCGAAAAAAAGAAAAUUGUGCUGACCGAACACACGCGAAUCAUUCGAUUGAAAGAUUCACCAAAGGCUGAACGAAAAAAUGUUGCUGCAUAUUUGGAGAAACGUGACAGUGAUGAUAUUGUGGAAAUUCUUCACUUGGAUGAAUCGCCAAGCGAAUCACGUAAACGGCGUGAGGAAAAUCGAAAAGUCGAAGAUGUAGAACGAGAACAAAAUAAAGAAGAAGAUAAACAACAGCAGCGGGAACCAGAAGCGCCAAAGGAAAAAGGUUUUGUGGUACCAUCUAAUUUAACUGGUUCAGAUAACGAACCAACCGUUGAAGAAUUGCUUGAAGAGGAAUUUAAAAAUGAUCCACCACAAAAAGCACCUCGUAAAACCAAAGAGCAUAUUUAUGAAGAAAUCGAAACACCCGGUGCCAUAACACAACUAAACGCUCAAAAACUUAAAAAACCGGGCAGCAUUUUUGCAAGCGCAGUUUUACAUUCGGUUUUGAAUAAAGAUGAAUUCAAAGAAAAUCUUCAAAAACAAAAUGAAUACGAAGACGCUGUAGAUGAACGGAUAAAACAAUUCGCAAAUUCGACUGAAACAAAAUCAACAGUUGAUGACAAUAAACCAAUACCGGACGAAGUUAUUGAAUUAAAAACGAUCGAAGAAAUUCUAACGAUUGAAACACAAAAGCUCAAUGAAGUAGAAGAAAUAAAGGACAAUGACUCAGCUCCUGUAUCUGAUAUUCAAAUUAAAAUCGAUGAAAGUGUUAAUGUAGAAAAAGAUGCAAAUGUAUCAGAAGAUGCUGCAUCGAAAGGGGACGGAAGAAAAGAUGUGUUAGUGAAGGAAGAGAAAAAAGUAAAAUUUUCACAGUCGACCGAAGAAUACCAAGAGAAAUUGGCAGCCGAAAAGGGUCCGGAUAAAGAGGAUGUUGAACUACCGGAGCACAUCAAAGUAUCCAAACGUUGGUCUGACUUGAGCGAUCACGAAUAUGAGCCCAUAGGUGAACCCAUACCAAAUACAAAACCAGAACAAAGCUUUGACCGGCCCGUUUUCACAAUUACCGAACCCGAAUCACCGACCACCGACGAAAAUCCAAAACCCGAUAUUGUGCACGAAGAACGAAUCAGUUAUGAUGGAAGCGAAAGUCCAAUUCGAUCGAUUACACCAUUCACUGAUGUUUCACGUACCGAAGAUAUACACACUAGUCAAAUUGAUGAUAGCGUUAUCGAAGAGUUACCACUACGACGAGAGGAUCGAAAAAAGAAAUCGUUUAUGACAAAUGCCGGCGAAACGACUAAAAACUUACAAAAUAAAAUUUCAUCGCAAGCAUCGAACUUACGAACGAAAUUCAAACGCAGUUUAAAAUCAAGCAAUGGAAGUGGCUCACAAAAAACGAGUGGCUCAAACUUGAAAUCAAGUUUGAAAUCCAGUCCGAAAACAUCACAAACAAGCCCAAAAGAACGAAAAAGAUUCAAACGCAUCGAUUUUGCUAAUAAAAUUAAAUCAAUUCACAUGCCAAAAAUGUCAAAACCCGAACUACCUAAAUUCAAAAUGCCCGAAAAAUUCAAGUUAUCAUCACGAAAUGACACACAGCCGGACAUGUCGGCUGAUGAGCCAACCACAAUGACCGUUGAUGAAACAUGUGGCCCAUCAGAAGAUGCACCAACUGUUGUUAGUGUAACAACGGAAGAAAUUUUUGAAUCGAAAACGGUCGGUUCAAAAAAACGCUUCGAAUUUGGCUCAUAUCCAAAAAUAUUCAAUCGUUUCAAACAACCACAACAGCAGCAAUCAACUGCCGAUGAUCAUGAUGUAACUGAUUUUGUGAGCGAAAGUACAGCCACCGAACGUGAUACGGCCACACAACCAUCGUCGUCAUCGUUUUCAACACAUUUUGCCACCGUACCGCGUACAGCAUCCAAAAUAAAAAAUUCAAUCAUAUCAAAGUGGAAUAAAUCGUCAUUUUCGAAAAGUAGUGAUCGCGGUGAUGACAGUGAAAGUAUACCGCAAGGAUCGAUUCCACAUCAUGAUGAAUCGCACGAGGAUUCGGUUGAGCGUCGCAUUCGUUUGGCAUCAAAAAUAUCAAUGGAAGAUGAAGAAGAACCGUUGGGAAUUUUACAAACCAAAGAGCAAAUUCAAUUGGCCAGCUAUGAUGAAGAAAAUCGAGCCAUUCAUCAAAUAUCACGGGCUCGUGAGCAAGAGUUUAAGGCCAGAAAACCGCCAUUAGUUCAUCAAGAUUCGGAUUUGAUAUCGGACGAAAGUAAUCGUGAUAUUGAUUGGGAAGAAUGUGAACGAAUGCGUAAUAAAAUAAUGGGCAUCAAACAACAUGCACCGACCUUUGAAUUUGAAGCAGAUGAACCGAAACGAGAUGCACACGGCCGACGGAUACGAACCGAUUCAAAUUUUUCUACCGAAGAAACACAAUCGUCGGGCAGUUCGGGUGAUCGUCGACGAACUGGUGUCAUUGAAGACAUUGACGAUGAUGAAUUUUUCUUGCGACAACGUGGCGUUUCACAAGAUAAUGCCGAAAUUAGCAAAUACAUAAGCUCAGCAAUUCGUGAAGGUCAUGCUAGUUAUUCGUAUGAUAACAAUGCUGACGAUUUUACCGAUGAAUAUCAUCAUUUCACAGAACAACCAAGCAAACCAUUGCGUCGUCGACACGAUGGUUAUAAUCGAAAUUUUGAAUCAUACGAUGAUUAUCGCCAUGAUAAUCUUUCCGAUCAUGAAAUUCCAGUCGCAACACAAUAUUUUCCACGACAUGAUGAUGAAAAUCUAUCGUUUUAUGACAAUGAAUUUGUUGAUGAUUUAGAUCAUCCGAACAUUUUGAGCCGCGAUGAACACUUUGAUUCGGACAUUGAUAAUGAUCGCGAAUUUCGUCCAAGCGAUGCUAAACCGCAAGUACCAAAAAGGCGUCGUAAGGGACGCAUACCACCAAAACAGGAUUCAAUUGAAACUAACGAAGAGGUUUUAGUAUAUCGAAGUGAGCCCUCGUUCACUGUACCAAUUGAUGAACAGGCAGAUGCUAGUUUUAUUGUCAAACCAAGACGUAAAAAUCGAUCAAUUUCUUCGAAAUCUGAUCCGGCACCCGAAAACCAAGAGGUCCAAUUUGAUGGAGAAACGGAAAUCCUUGAAAAAUAUUCACCGAACAAUAGUCGAUAUACCAUCGAUAUUAAAGAGACAAAUGGCUAUGCAACGGUAAAGAAAGAGCCACCAGCUCGACCACCAGCGCCAACUCGCCGUAAACGUUCAACCAAAUCACUUGGCGACACAUUGCAAGCGGACAGCUCAAGAGCUAUGUUUAAAGAUUCACCAUUUCCAGAACGGCAAAAACGUAGCUUUAACAUUUCGGCACCAGCCCGACCACCACGGAGAGGUUCAAGCUCAAGUUUGAUUGAUCAGCACAAACCACCAUCAAUUGCUCCAUCCGAUGGUACACAAUAUGAAGAAAUUGACGACGAAUUAAACGAUGAAGAUAACGAAUUUUAUCCGCCUAAAAUACAAAAUCGUCCAUUACCGCCACCGCCACGACCACCGCGCGACAAAAGACAGCGCCGAAAAUCGAAUAUCGAUCGAAAAUUCGACGACAAUGACGAUGACGCCGAGCAAGUAGCAGUUGUGGGAUCAUUUGACGAUUCUGAAUUUUCAACACGAGAAUUUGUUGGUGCCGAAAUGGCAACCCAAACCUCACUGGACAUUGAUGAUUUGUAUUUGAAUGAAGAUGUGCCACUUGAUCACGAAACAGCCGAACAAUAUUCACGUACGGUUGAAGAGAUUUUACGAAGCAGUGAUACCCAACAGCAGCAACCGCACGAUCACAGCACACGAACAAGUGAUGACAACUUAUCGAAAGGAAUACAAAAAUUUCGUGAAUCAAAUCAACGUUCAUAUUCAGAACGUUCACGUGCAUCGACCGAACGUCAAUCAAGUCGACCAAUCACACCAUCGGCAUUGAUAAUUGAACAGCGUAUUACACGUUCACCCGUUCAAAUGGAUGCGACAUUAAUAAUGCAUCCAAUUGACCAAGAUUCAUCGCCGCCAAAAAAGAUCGAUUAUCGAACCGAUUCAGCCGAAAGUGAAUAUGUUCCAUAUGCUGAUGAUGUUGAUGACACACACUUAGACACAGAGGACGAACGUAUUAUAAAUGCGGCAAUUCAACGAUAUCAAAUGUUGGGUAAUGAAAUCGACAGUUCAUUGGCGCGUGAAUCAACGCCAAAAGCAAUCGAUGAAAAUAAACAACAAGAUAUUGUCGAGAAAUCAACCAUUGAAGUGCCACAGCCACCACCACGACGAAAAUCUUCAGCAAAUGCGUCACAAAUAACGGAAACAAUUACUGUACCAUUGGCUGAAGCUGAAACAUUAUCGAUUGCAUCGACACAUGAUUUGAAUCAAUUCACACCCGAACCUGUUAAUGAUUUAUCUAGUGAAAGUGCGGAACCGACACAUGCUCAAGUUGAUUCAUUGACUGUGGUGAAUAUUCAAUCGGAUGACACAACGACGGUACCAAUCGCAAAAUCCGAAACCAAACCAAUUGUUAAUAGUUUACAAAUCACACCGGAAGUUAUGCAAGAGAUUAUUGAACGUGUACGUGAAACGUUACCUAUUCAGUCGUCUGCAUCACAAUCAGAGCCGCAGACGGCAUCACAAACAACACCACCGCCAUCACCUCAAGAAAGCGAACCAAAAGUCACACCAACGGAAACCGAAACCAACGAGAAGGUAACCGACGAAAAGAAAGAAAAAAGUGACAAUACACCAAAGCGACCACAAACACCGACUGAAUACACACCAACAACCGAAAUUCCAGCAUCAUUCUAUCAACUACGAACCGGUAUUUCUGAAGAUGAAUCAUCGUUACCACCGUCCGCCAUUCCGGCAAAACAUCGAUCACGUAAGCACACGCGUCGCGCCGAAUCGUCAUCAGACGAAGAGUGCAGCCGACGGCAUCAUCAUUCGCAUCAUGGUGGCGGUGCUGUUGCUCGUACCAACGGUCAAGAUCUUACGAUUGCUGAUCUAAGCGGUCAACUGAUUCGGGCUUGUGGUCGUGCACUUAGCUCAUCACUUAAUACAGCUGGUCAUUCAUUGGUCGAUUUUCUGCGAGGUUUAACCAAAAAUCAAGAUGAUCAACAAAAAGACCUUAGUUUAGUUUUGGUAAUUUUAAUCAUUAUUGUGGCCAGUCUCAUGAUGCUCGGCAUAAGUGGAGAUCGUUCGGUGCACCAUCAUCAUUGGGACUAUUUUAAUCCACCGGAUAACUUAGGCAGACGCUAAAUACAAUCAUCCCUUUUCUUUUCGAUUAUCAAAUCGAUUUCAGUGCUGAUAAAUUAUUGCGACGACCCAAUCGACAUUUAAUAUUCACCAAAAAAACGAGAACAAAUUGCAAGAAUUAUCCCAAACAUAUACAAAAAAAAACACACGUACACAUACAAUUAGCGAAUAGAACAUAGAGAUUAAAAUAAUUUUCAUUCAUUAUAUUCACAUGUGCUCGCACACACACAAACAUUGUAGAUGAUUAUGAUCUAAUUCAAAAUAACGUUCAUAUUACACGCACAUUGAAUUCAAUUUUCCUCUAUCUCACCGUACCACACAACGCUCAUCGGUUCAUCGAAAAACAAAAAUGUUGCAUUUUUUUGUUCAAAACGAUUUGAAGUCUUUUGGCAAUAACUCCAUUCACAAUUUCACACAUUUUCUUUCUUUCUCAUAAACGAACUACCAUUUUUGAUGAUAUUUUUUUUUUUUGGUUUGGUUU